AUGUCAUUUAAGAAUCUCACCGUAGCAGACAUGCGUGGUGCCGCCUUCUCAAUAUCCCAGUGCACCCGUUUCCGCGGCGCCCCUGGUGUGGGUAACUGCACCAACUCGCAGUUCCAGAUUCGAGACAUUACUGUUGACGGCAUGGUGGGCACGACCAAGUCGGCUCGUGUGGCCAGUCUUCAAUGCAGCGCAAUUGCUCCCUGUACGAAUAUCGGACUUUUCAACGUCAAUUUGCGGUUGCCAAACGACACGGCCGCUGCUUCGUAUUUGUGCGAUAACGCAGCGAGUCCGAGAGGUUUCGAGUGUACUGGCACACCUUGCGUUGGAGGGAGCGCGACGGGCGAAUGCUGA
Molecule: messenger RNA, 351 nt
Organism: Colletotrichum spaethianum
Lineage: Eukaryota; Fungi; Ascomycota; Sordariomycetes; Glomerellales; Glomerellaceae
Product: alpha-L-rhamnosidase rgxB
Exons: 1
Coding region: 1-351 (116 amino acids)
Biological process (GO): carbohydrate metabolic process
Molecular function (GO): polygalacturonase activity
Source: RefSeq, a predicted model, not a curated record